Messenger RNA from Neurospora crassa OR74A, 3474 nucleotides. RefSeq lists its product as hypothetical. Bases 991 to 3009 code for a protein of 672 amino acids. The record is from RefSeq and is a predicted model, not a curated record. Lineage: Eukaryota; Fungi; Ascomycota; Sordariomycetes; Sordariales; Sordariaceae. The transcript has 3 exons.
CCUAAAUCCCCCCCUCCAGCCCAAUUGAAUCCUCCCGUCGCCAGUCGUCCUCCCGCUCCAGUCCAGUCCAGAGUUCGUUCAGUCGUCCAUCGCCUCAGACAGACCACCACCACCACGGCACCGCUUUGGUUGUGUCUCCAGCCGCCUGAGGUGCGGGAUAACUGAAGUCAAGCGCGCAAUAAACCUGCAGUGUCAACUACUGUAACUGCCUGUACCGACCGUACCUUGCGCAUUCGUUCGAGUACUGUCUGGUGUCUUGUCUUGGCCGCCGCCGCCAACCUGGAACCCUACAGUCACGCUCUGCCGACAUAUUCAUACAAGGUCCAGGACCUCAGGGCGUCCACCAUUCAGAAGCACGCAACCCCAAACGAGGUACCUGUCGUGCUUGGCAUUACGGAGCCGACGACGACGGUCCCCAGGGCCUGCCAGUCCGCCCACCACCCGGACUAUAACCACCUAUAUAUGUAUCACCAAGCACCCUGUUAGCUACACCCACCGGCUGUCUCGACGAGGUGGAGUUGGUUUUCCUGGUCUGUUUUGUCAUCAUCCUCAAUCCAGUCCUGUCUUCCACACCCAAAGGCGAUCCGAUUCUUCUUGCAUUCUACCGCACCAACUGAAGUGUAUUUGUCGGGAAACCCAAUCGCCCCGCUACAUAACGCAUAUCCCGUUCAACACCAGCUGCAUCGGCAACACCGAUCCAAUUCCAACAACGCCUCUUUCUUGGCCAAACACUUGUCAUUGUACCGCGCGCCUGUCUGGUCCAGGGCUGAGACCUUCGAUUCGCGAAACGUCACAUUGGAUUUAUACGGCUUGUCUUUCCGCAUUACAGCCGCAUCUGCAGUUGCCUUGCAUUCUCUUGCCUUGCCUUGGCUCGAGCUGGCUCGUAUUUAACGGUGGCAACGACACGGCUACAUCGCCUCGUACUCCAGCUUCCCGGUUGUGGCAUCAGCAGUCCCUGUGCAUAGUUGCGCGUAUCCUCUGCCAUUUGCCAUGGCAGCACGGGCAGUACCAAUGCAGACGCAGCCCCGUUAUACCAGCGCCGCGAGGGAUUUUGACGAUGGGCCCCUUCCUUCUAUAUCAAGCCGCGAUGGUGGCUUUCGGGAGCACUUUGCGAGUCGUCCCUUUGGCAUCCCACUAAACGAUAAUCUCUCACCUUCGACCGCUUCGACCCCUAUGGCGAUCCACGGCUCAGAAGGGAACGGGAUCAAUGCGCCUCCUCCGCUACCUCCUCCACGACUUGCCCCUGUCGAUGGUCCCGUCGAUCCGAAUGUACAGCACUACAGAGACUCCGACUUCAUGCGCAAUGACGGUCCCAACAGUCUUGAGAGCGAAUCAUUCAAAUUUGAACGGCGAGCGCUUCCGAACAAACACGAAAACCCCCAUGACGAGGGCUAUCAGAGUUUUGAUAGUGUCAGAUCAUCGCAGUUAUCGUCUUCCUUCGGCCUCCACGCCAUGAAAGGGUUUCGUCCCAGUACCGCGGCGAUCGACCAGACCAUGUUGAACAGGUUAAACAAAAGCGGCGGACUCAGUAACUCCUUGAACGACGUACAUAGCUCUCGCCCCAGCCACGCCAGUCUGCCACAGCUUUCCCUCCCACACCGGUCAAAGCCAGGGCUUUUCACAUCGGGGUUUGCCUCCUCGCCCACUACGGCAUCUCCGCUUCCCAGCCCGUUUUCUCAAACAGGACAACCAAGCCCAGCUAUUGUCGGGUUUCGCCCUACUGACGGGUUCGACAACAGCGGUUUCAACCGUGCGCCGCCACUGAGGGCGCGCAGGACAAAGAGCACGUUGAUGCUGGAUGACGGCUUUCUGAAUACCGAAGACGACGAGGACAAUGACUUUCCAAUGGAGGAGACGACACGCAUGCGGACUCUGAAGAUCGAAGAUCCGUGGAGGGAAAGGCAGAGGGAAAACGAAAGAGAAACAGAGAGCGGGUCUUGGCAGCGAGGACACAAGAGUGGGCCAUCACACUAUUCGCCAUCGCAGCUGUACCAUGCGGGGAGAGACAUGGGCGGAGACAGAAGCUACUAUCAAUCCGGUCAGAAGCGGCCGGCCUCGCCCACGCCAAUUGAUAGAUGUAGUGACACGUCAGGCCUGAACAGGGGAUCGCCUACCCCGAGGCUGACUGUCGUUUCACAAGGGUCUGUCUCUAGCUUGUCGGCUGCUAGUCGCAGCGGAAGUUAUAUUGGCAAUCUGACUGCUAGCAGCAUAGCAAGUAACAGUUCGCUUGGCCGUUUGUCUCCCAACGGUGUAUCUCCUGGCGGGGUGUCGCCGACAGACGUGAUGGGUAAUGGGAGCCCGUAUGCCACACCCAUCAGCCUCACCGCUUCACCAAGAUCGUCGAUCAGCCGGACAGGUGCGGCACAGUCGCCGCAUCCUAGGAUUUCGGGUGACUAUACGCAAAGAUCGGUUGACCAGUCCAAUAGGACGCUUGGGAUUUCGAGGAAACUUGCCGAGAUUCCGAAAAAUGCUAGCAAUAUCGUAGCGGCUAAGCUCAAGGGCCCAUACAUGUGCGAAUGCUGCCCGAAAAAGCCCAAGAAGUUCGACACGGAAGAGGACUUGAAGCUACACGAAGCAGAGAAACAGUACGGAUGCUCGUUUUGCGGGAACCGGUUCAAGAACAAGAACGAGGCGGAACGCCAUCAGAACUCCCUGCACGUCCGUCGUCAUAGCUGGUCAUGCUCAGCACUUCAGACAUACGAUCGUGCAUUCCACGACAGUAGCACGAGGCCAGGCGAGGCUGAUACGUGUGGUUAUUGUGGUGAGGAAUUUGCCCGUACUGGACGUAAUGCUGCAGGCAUCUUUGCUAGUGAGCAAGAUUGGGAGGACCGUAUCCGGCAUCUACAGGACGUGCACAAGUUCCGCGAGUGCAAUGCCAGCAAGAAGUUCUUCCGCGCAGACCACUUCCGGCAACACCUCAAACACAGUCAUGCCGGUACGAGUGGGAAAUGGACCAAUAUGCUUGAAAACGCUUGCAUGAUGGACGAAGGACCAGCAGUCCCUCGUUGAAGCGGGAAAGCAAUAUGUGGUGAUUUUGGAUACAACGAAGCAACUGGGCCUUGCUAUUUGGAGAGGCAACGGUUGGGGGUGAUGGAUGGUAUCAUUUAUGGCUGUGACAUGUUGGUCAGGUCAGAUAUCGACAUGCAGAGCGGUAUGAGUUCAAAGAUCAUGCGGCACAAGGGGCCGUGGAGGGAAAGGACGUCAUCUAAUUGGAGCAUUUACGGGAUUGAGGAUUUUUAUCGGAGUUUGGGUGUGAAAUUUUCAGCUGUAGGGUUGCGGCGUUGCGUGCGGGACAUAUCUCUGAAGGCGCAGGCAAAAGUUGACACAUCGUCUUUGGUGUGGUCAUGGUCAGGAGCAGCAACCGAUGUACUUUUAUGGGAGAGUUGAUAGCGGCAGCGGCUGAAUAGUAGCAGUCGGAGAGCAGACUUGUAGUAGCGAAAUGUGAUAAUGUCAAUAUGAGUGAUUUGGAGGAAG